UCUAGCCUGACGCUGAUUGGCUGAUCCGGUGCGGUCGCAGACAAUAUGUUAGCUGAGACGCCAGCGGCUAAUCUCACUCUGCGCGGCGGCAUCGUCCCUUUCAACAGCGACCUGUGAGAAGAAACUGUCCGAAACGAUAUCAUCUAAAAGCGGGAGAUCAUGCCUCGGGUGUACAUCGGGCGACUGAGCUACAAUGUCCGCGAAAAAGACAUCCAGCGAUUUUUCAGCGGAUACGGGAAACUCAUGGAAGUCGAUCUAAAGAACGGCUAUGGAUUCGUGGAGUUUGAAGAUAACCGGGACGCCGACGAUGCCGUGUAUGAGCUGAACGGGAAGGAGCUGUGCGGGGAGCGGGUGAUCGUCGAACAUGCACGCGGGCCGCGGAGAGACCGAGAUGGCCAAAGUGGGGGUUACGGGGGUGGUGGGCGCAGCAGUGGUUACAGCAGCCGGAGCCACACUGGCAGGGAGAAGUAUGGACCCCCGGUCCGUACUGAGUACCGUCUCGUCGUGGAGAACUUGUCCAGCCGCUGCAGUUGGCAAGACCUAAAGGACUUCAUGCGCCAAGCAGGGGAAGUGACCUACGCAGACGCCCACAAAGAGCGCACCAAUGAGGGAGUAAUCGAGUUCCGCUCUCAAUCGGACAUGAAGAGGGCACUGGACAAACUGGACGGUACAGACAUCAAUGGCCGGAAGAUUCGUCUUGUGGAGGAACGAUCCCGUAGACGUAAAUCCUACUCUGGCAGUCGCUCCAGAUCUCGCAGUCGCCGCCGCUCUCGUAGUAGGAGCCGCAGAAGCCACAGGAGCAGGAGCUCCAGGAGUCGCUCCAGAUCCCGCUCGAGGUCUCGUUCCCCCAGCAACAAGAGAAAUCAAGCCAACUCUAGAUCUGGAAGGAAGUCUCGCUCCAAGUCAGGAGAAAGAAAAUCACAUUCUCGCAAUCGCAGGUCGCACUCUCGUUCCCGCAAAUCCAAAUCUCAUUCACGCUCCGGCAAGUCCCGCUCCCAUUCAGCGGACCGUAAAUCCAAGUCUCGUUCCAAGAGCCGUUCUAAGAGCCGUUCCAAGGCAAAGUCAGAGCGGGAUUCUCGCAGUCGCUCAAAGGAGAUGGCCGUUGACAAGAAGUCCCGCAGUCGAUCAUCUUCCCCAGUGGAGAAUGGGAAGGAGGCGCGUGCUGCCAAAUCUGCUUCCCGCUCCCCAUCCCCGCGGGAGAACGACCGCCGAUCCAACUCAAUGGAGAAGCGCUCAGUCUCCCGCUCGAGAUCUCGCUCACGAUCUAGAUCAGCUUCUCAGGAUUAGUGGAAUGAGAGAUGGGAGGGAUUCCUAUGCUGUACAUAACGAGCAGUGUCGUCAUACAGGCUUAUGCUUCCUGACUUGUCUACUUUUCUCCUGCAAGCGUGCACUUGUCUUUAACAUGUUUUAGAUGCAGUUUUAUUAGAGGGUGUGCCACAGUGACCAGGCUACUUUUUUGGAAAACUUGAGUCUCUGAAUCAUCUGCCUCCCAGAUUUAUUUUCACUCUAUUUUCAGAUAAUAAAGUGCUAGUAUAUAGUCUUAAGAUCUGCAACAUGAGGUAGUUUAAGUCACUUUGUCUCAAACAUGUCACCUUGUUAUACCAGUCUCAUGUUUUUGAAGCUGUAAUAGCUUAGCAAAAAUAGUUUUCUUUAUUGGACUUAAAUCAUCUCAGUCUGUGACAGAUCUUGUUCUGUUGGUAGAUUGUGACAGUUUCCCUCUGCUAAUAAAUGCAUCAUCCAUCAGGCUUUGUUUGAUGCAACCUCUCUGUUUCAUACACUUGACUGUGUGGUUGUGGGAGAAAAGUAGCAUAUGGCCACAGCAUUGGAGAAGGUUCUCUUUUGAUCUGCCGUCUCUUAAUUGCUUUACAAAAAAAUCAUCGAUCUUCGUGUUGUCUUGCGGGACUUUAAAAUGCUCAAAUGGAUGCAAGAACUUGUAACUUCAUAUUUGCAGGAAAACGAUAAGGGUUUGAAUUUCACGUUUGAACAGCUUGUGUUGUAGGUGUCAUGACCUCUUUUUAACCUCUUGUACAUAGAUCUUGCAUCAAACAGAUAUAUUCCUUUUUUUGUAACCAUGACCAGGUAGUCUGUGGAAGACCACUUUGUUUUACGUGAUGGUUUUCAGUUUGGGAAGUUUCAAGGCGUCAAAUGCAGCGCCACAUUUUUCUUGGCUUUCCUCAGUUCUGAUUGCAGCCUUGAUGAUUUUCAAUUAGUUUUAAUUUUUUUUCCUGCAAGCUUACUUCAGGGUUAAGGGUUUGGUUUCGCCUCUGCUUAUUCAAAGUGCACAGCUACUACUGGAGUGUUUUUGUAUUGGAAAGGUACAUCAUACAAAUCUCUGGAAGGUCAGCUUGUGGGUUUAUAUUAGAGCGAACAUCAUCAGACACGUUUUCAGACACGAACUCUGGAAAAUGUCCGCAGGUUGGUGCAGACUUCAGAGCUAACCUUUCGCACAUGAACAACACAGCAGGAGAUGUUCCGCUCUCAUGCAUUCACAGCUACUCAAAAUCUCUCGUUCGGAUGCAGGAUGUAAUGUAUUCUACUGCAAAAACCAUGCGUUUCUGUUUACAGCACAUUGACACCGGCGUCUGUACUCAUCACUAAAAGCUCUUGACAUCAACGUUGGUGUGAUAUUUGUAUUCCCCCCCAGUUUCGCCUUUGUUGCGAACUCUCCAGAGUAUUGCCUGCUGUUUUCUCAUAUGGAACAAUUCGGACUUUCUCAGGA
This is a messenger RNA of Paralichthys olivaceus (Japanese flounder), 2719 nucleotides long. Its product is annotated as serine/arginine-rich splicing factor 6-like. The record is from RefSeq and is a predicted model, not a curated record. Gene Ontology annotation, molecular function: RNA binding. Lineage: Eukaryota; Metazoa; Chordata; Actinopteri; Pleuronectiformes; Paralichthyidae.